GGAAGUCUGUUUCUAACAGACAUGGCGUGUUUGCUAGCGGUUAGCAGCAUGAGCUCCUCAAUGUUUUCUUUUAUAAAACGUCGCUCCUCAUGGAUACUCUGUUUGUUUCUAGUGAUUCAUGUGUCGACAUCCUCCGCUAAGCUGGACAGCCUGAGAGAAGUGACGGACAGCAGCUGGGAGGAAAUCCUGUCGGGAGAAUGGAUGAUAGAAUUUUACGCUCCCUGGUGCCCAGCCUGCCAGCAGCUCCAGACGGUGUGGAAGGAUUUUGCAGAUUGGGGGGAUGACAUGGGGGUCAACAUCGCCAAGGUGGACGUGACCGAGCAGCCCGGUCUGAGCGGGCGCUUCAUCAUCACUUCACUUCCGACCAUUUACCACUGUAAAGACGGCGUGUUCAGGAAGUAUCAGGGCGCUCGCACUAAAGAAGACUUCCUGAGCUUCGUGGACGAGCAGAAAUGGAAAUCCAUCGAGCCGAUCUCUUCCUGGUUCGGCCCGUCCUCCGUCCUAAUGAAUUCCAUGUCGGCUUUGUUCAAGCUCUCCAUGUUUAUCCGGCGCUGUCACAACUACAUGACGGAUCAUCUGGGGAUCCCUGUGUGGGGAUCGUACGUGAUCUUCGGCCUCGCCACGCUCUUCUCUGGACUCGCUCUGGGACUGCUCCUGGUGUUCAUCGCUGACUUCGCCUUCCCCUCGAGGCGCUUUUCCUCUUCGGACUACUACCAGAAGAAGCAGACCCUGGAGCAGGCUCGUCUGAUUCAGCGUCAGGAGGACGAGCACGAGGCGGACGGAGAGGAGGAGGAGGACGAAGACGAGGAGGACGAAGAGCAGGACGAGGUGUGGAGGAGGAGGAGGAGAGGCUCCCCCGAGGGCCUGCCCGACGAGGCGCUGAGGAAGAGGGUGGUGGGGACCCGGGAGCAGCAGGACGACGAAGAGGACGACGACUCCUAAAGUCUGCAGUGAAGACCUGGAGUCAGUGUUUACAGCAGGGAGUAGAAACCUCCUCCUCCUCCUCCUCCUCCUCUUCUUCCUCCCUGGUUGCUCCUCAGAGCCUCAGACUCCUCCUGAAACAGAAACACUCCCCAGCAGCAGGAGGAGCGCCGAGGGGUCGGUAUGAAGCGGGAUCUUGGCAAUGUUGUUCAUGCUAUGCAUCGUUUUUUUUAAAUGUGAGUUUAUUAUGUGUUUGUCUCAGAAAUAUUAUUAUUUUAUCCCAGGCGUGUUCCUCCUCCCCCUCCUCCAAUGUAUUCAUACGGUUAUUUUAUGUUUCUUAUAUGUUUCCUUAACCCAUAUUAACCCAAAUCAUCUCUGUGUUUGAUGGAGGAAAGUGUGAAAUACCUGAAGUGUUAUAAUCCUUAAGAUUUAGCAAAAAUUCAAAUAGGAAUGGCGUCUUAUUUUGUAAAAGACUUCAAUGCAUUUCCUGUCACUCCUUCAUAAUUGUGAAGUAGCAGCAGCCUCAGGAAACGUGUGAGGAGUGAGGCUGGUUUUAAUUUAGCUGCGACUGUAGUAAACUAAAGUUAUAUUUCAUGCCAAAAAAUAUCAAAUUCUGCUAAAUAAAAAAAUAAAAUCGUCUUAUUUUGUAGUAUCAUAUCCUGUCAGUCCUUCACAAUAAAGCCCCACUGUUUCUCCAGAUAAAUGCUUUUGUUGUGAAGUAGGAAAAGCAGGAAAUGUCAUGUUGAUAGCAGGAUAAACAAAGUGACGCUGAUACUUGUAAAUAUUAUUUAUUUGCUGCUAAAAAAAAGGCAAUUUAAAUCCAGGAAAAAACCUGCCAUAAAUUAAAAAAACUACUUUUUAUAGAGAUCAAUAAUUAAUAUAAAUACCUUGGCACCAUGUACGACUUUAAAUGUGUGUUUUGUUCAUGAAAAUCUUAAGGAUUAUACCUUUUUAAAUCAGACGAAACUUUAGUUUGAUGUGAGCUGCACUUUAGUUUGCAGAAAUGCAGUGAGUUAGAAGCAGAUUUUAUUGUGAAAGGAACUAUAUCCCCUCCAAAAUAAAAGCCCUGGUGUAUUUUUUUUGUCCCAAUCCCAACAAUCAACCAACGGGAUGUUUCAUUUGACUUUGUGUUAUUAUUUUUUCUUGUGAUUCUCUAAUUAUUAAAGGACGUUUAAUUAAAGAGCCCAGAUGUAUCUGCAUGCCAUUAAAGAAAACUAAAGAAAAAAGGAAUAGGAUAUAUUUAGGGACGCCUUUUUAUAUAAAUCAAAUACGGAGCGAAUAAUGCUGUUUUAAUCUUAUUUUAACCACUUUAAAUUCCAACUUUUUUACGCUAACAUGUCAAAUUUAACCUGGCUUUGCUUGGUGAAUUUAUCUAAACGAGUGCUUUUUGGUUUCUUUUUGAAAUCUCGAACAAAUUUGCACUUUUUCUGCUAUUUUUCAGAUAUUAACGGCGCUCAGCUCGGCUUGUAUUCAUUUCAGUGUGUAAGGCAAAAAGAGGGUGUGUGUGAGAGAUUGUGUGUAUGUGUGUGUGAGAAUUUAAAAGCACAUUUCAGUUUUGAUUAGGCGUAUAAUGACCGGUUUAGACUUUGAUUUAUUUCUUAUAAUUACAAUUUUUGGUGACGGUUGUGAUUUUUUUUUUACCCGCCUCGUAGCAUUCACACUUGACUCUGAGCUCCUUUCAUUGUUUCAAUAUUUCUUUUAAAUAAAGAUUAACUCUGAAAAAA
This is a messenger RNA of Trematomus bernacchii (emerald rockcod), 2645 nucleotides long. It is a transcript of the gene tmx1, whose product is annotated as thioredoxin-related transmembrane protein 1. The transcript is spliced from 8 exons. The coding region runs from base 22 to 942 and encodes 306 amino acids. Lineage: Eukaryota; Metazoa; Chordata; Actinopteri; Perciformes; Nototheniidae. The record is from RefSeq and is a predicted model, not a curated record.